AUGUCAAACGAUGGCGAUUUAAACAUUGACAAUUUGAUCACUCGGCUCCUGGAAGUCCGUGGAUGUCGUCCUGGAAAACCAGUAACCAUGUCGGAGGCAGAGAUCCGCGCCUUGUGUCACAAAUCUCGUGAGAUUUUCCUGUCGCAACCAAUUCUUCUGGAACUCGAAGCACCACUCAAAAUCUGCGGAGACAUUCACGGACAGUACAAUGAUCUUCUCCGUUUGUUCGAGUACGGAGGAUUCCCGCCAGAGGCAAACUAUCUCUUUCUCGGAGACUAUGUCGAUCGUGGAAAGCAGAGUUUGGAAACCAUCUGCUUGUUGCUCGCAUACAAAGUGAAAUAUCCAGAGAACUUUUUCCUUCUCCGUGGAAACCACGAAUGUGCCUCUAUCAAUCGUAUUUACGGAUUCUACGACGAGUGCAAAAGACGUUUCUCAAUCAAAUUAUGGAAGACUUUCACCGACUGUUUCAACUGUCUCCCAAUUGCUGCACUCAUAGACGAGAAGAUCUUCUGCUGCCACGGAGGUCUCUCCCCAGAUCUUCAAAACAUGGAGCAGAUUCGCCGCGUGAUGCGACCGACUGAUGUCCCAGAUACUGGAUUGUUGUGCGAUUUGUUGUGGUCCGAUCCAGACAAGGAUGUGACUGGAUGGGGAGAAAACGAUAGAGGAGUUUCGUUCACAUUCGGACCAGACGUUGUUGCCAAGUUCUUGAAUCGCCACGAUUUGGACCUAAUAUGCAGAGCACAUCAAGUUGUGGAAGAUGGAUAUGAGUUCUUCGCGAAAAGACAGCUCGUGACACUAUUCUCUGCUCCGAACUAUUGUGGAGAAUUCGACAAUGCCGGUGGAAUGAUGAGCGUUGAUGAGACGUUAAUGUGCAGUUUCCAGAUUCUGAAGCCGUCAGAGAAGAAAGCGAAAUAUCAAUACCAAGGUAUGAACAGCGGGCGGCCGGCCGUAGGCGGAGGACGACCUGGAACGACUGCUGGAAAAAAGUAA
Molecule: messenger RNA, 990 nt
Organism: Caenorhabditis briggsae
Lineage: Eukaryota; Metazoa; Nematoda; Chromadorea; Rhabditida; Rhabditidae
Gene: Cbr-gsp-1
Product: Protein CBR-GSP-1
Exons: 5
Coding region: 1-990 (329 amino acids)
Cellular component (GO): cytoplasm; nucleus
Molecular function (GO): protein serine/threonine phosphatase activity
Source: RefSeq, a predicted model, not a curated record